AUGCAGAAAAAUUUCUGUACGUACGGUUUCGACGACAAUAUCACAGAUGGUACCUGCUGGAAGGUAUCAAGGCAAAACUAUCCCAGUAAGAGCGAAGAAGAUAUCGUUGUCACCCAGUUAAAAAGACGCGUGUUCUAUGCCCCCAGCCGUUCUGUGUGCGCGCCUCUUCAGCCGAUUAGAACAGGCGAUACCAACGAGAGUAUAAAAGUUGACCUCGUGGGUCCGAUUGCCUCGUCUAUUACAGGCAAGAUGUUCAUCCUUGCCGUGGCACAUUUCUUCACCAAGGUGGCUGAGGCCGUUCCGUUACCAGAUGCCUCAGCCCCAACGAAAGCCCGUGCCAUCUUCAAUGAUUAG
This is a messenger RNA of Dibothriocephalus latus, 354 nucleotides long. NCBI's taxonomy places the organism in Eukaryota, Metazoa, Platyhelminthes, Cestoda, Diphyllobothriidea, Diphyllobothriidae. The record is from the annotation of a GenBank genome assembly.